AUGGUUAUGUCCAAAGAGUUGAGUCCCAAGCAGAAGGGCAUCUGUCAGGUGUGUGGAGAUCAGGCUACUGGCAUCCACUACCAGGCUAUCACCUGCGAAGGCUGCAAGGGCUUCUUCCGUCGUACCGUGCAGAACAAGAUAGAGUACUCGUGCAAGAAUCAAGGGAACUGUGUCAUCAACAAGGAGGCCAGAGUCAAGUGCCAGAAGUGCCGUUAUACCAAGUGUUUGACUGUCAUGAAGACUGAUUGUGAGUUGUCUAAACAUUAUAUUAAUCUAGCUGUUUGUACUGUAACACUUUAUACAGUGCCAGGCGGGCAAUGUCGGUCUGUAGGAGGUAAAAUAUGUUAUAGUAAACCCACUGUAAUAGUAUUAUAGACAAUUUUAGUAUUAUAUAACCUUCCAUUUCAGUAGUAAUGGAGCCAGCCGAACGCAAGGCCAAGCGAGAACUGAUUGAGCGGAACCGUCAGUGUCGUGAGGUCGAACGUCAUCUCUCGGAUUCUGAAUUCAUCGGAAUCUAUCCGUUGACUUCAGAAUCCGAAAAUCUGAUGAACGGACUGGCCAAGAACUAUUAUCAGUGUUUGGUGACAGAACUGGCGUUGGGGGAGGACUUCAAGUACAAGGACCUGGGAGAACAAACGGCUACACUGCUGGUCACGAUGUUCAACAGGUGCAUCAGAUUCUGCUCCACGGUAGAGGGAAUCGAGCAGGUAAGGGACUUUUUUUAUUCUCGUAGUACUUGUAUGUUUCUAUGACCGAACUUUUUUUAGUGUAAGAUGCAUAUGUAACAUGUUAAACAUGCAUAUCCUUCUAUGAUAGUAUCUUUUUUACAGUAAUGUAAAAUUGUUAUUAAAUUAUUUUGAACGUUUCAGCUAUCCAAAGUGUACAUCAUGAAGCAAUGCUACGCCCGUCUGGACGUUGAGCUUCUAGAUCUGUUCACUCGAGUUGAUGUAGCUCAACGUACCGUGACCAAAAGAAGCGUUUCAGAAGGCGAUAUCGUAUCUAUCGUGAAGCUAGAUUCUCUAGGAUUCUCUCCGGUUUUAGUAGACGACUUCUUACAGGUCACACGGUACUUCCAGCGACUUCAGAUGGACGACCAGCAACUGGCGUUGCUGGCGUCGCUGAUGUUGCUGGAGAAGGGUGACUUGGCUGGGUGUUACAGUAAUCCCCAGGUUACUACUUUCUUACAAACUUGUGAGAGUAUCUGUAGCCAAGAACAGAACGAUUCAUCUGAAGUCGAGAAGACGUUGAACUCUGUUCUGAUCAGUUACCUUGAUUUUGGGUGUAAUAACAUUGACAGGAGGGCUGUCUACACCUACCCUGACAUGAUGGCUGUCAAGCAAAGACUCUAUGAGUUUGUCGAAUUACAUGGUAAAAUGUUGUUGGACUAUCCAUGUAGCUUGGCCCAUCUUCUUUCCUAA
This is a messenger RNA of Bursaphelenchus okinawaensis, 1418 nucleotides long. The record is from the annotation of a GenBank genome assembly. Lineage: Eukaryota; Metazoa; Nematoda; Chromadorea; Rhabditida; Aphelenchoididae.